CCGAUUCGACUGAAUAUCGAUAGCUCCGCUAGUACUAGCAAGUCCUACUUAAUUAAACUCCUGUCUGCUCGGCUACAAGCUAUAGCUAUAGUAGACGGCAAUAAGCCUAACCCUAUCGCUCGUGUAGCUCCGACUAGAUCCGCUAUAUAUAACAUCCGUAGCUCUAUAAUUUACACCUUCCUCUUAAUCCCCGUCGUAGGCAAAUUUGCGCCGCUUUAA
Zymoseptoria tritici IPO323 is the source of this 219-nucleotide messenger RNA. RefSeq lists its product as uncharacterized. NCBI's taxonomy places the organism in Eukaryota, Fungi, Ascomycota, Dothideomycetes, Mycosphaerellales, Mycosphaerellaceae. The transcript has a single exon. The record is from RefSeq and is a predicted model, not a curated record. The annotation marks the transcript as partial.